This is a messenger RNA of Stegastes partitus (bicolor damselfish), 2636 nucleotides long. It is a transcript of the gene shisa7b, whose product is annotated as shisa family member 7. NCBI's taxonomy places the organism in Eukaryota, Metazoa, Chordata, Actinopteri, Pomacentridae. The transcript has 8 exons. Bases 1 to 2061 code for a protein of 686 amino acids. The record is from RefSeq and is a predicted model, not a curated record. Gene Ontology annotation, cellular component: postsynaptic density; postsynaptic membrane; AMPA glutamate receptor complex. Gene Ontology annotation, biological process: regulation of AMPA receptor activity; regulation of short-term neuronal synaptic plasticity.
AUGAGACCUGCAAUUUCAAAAGGGAUGUUUUGCUUGUCCCUUAUUCUCCUGCUUUUCUCCUGCCUCGCUGUUUCCACGGUAACCAUCACCACGGAGCGACGCGCCAUCGAUAGUGAUGUCAGGACUCUGACCAGCAGCUCUGCUGCAGCUGGCAAAGCGAGCGCCACCUUGUUCCUCCUGACUGGCUACAAGCCACCACUGCCACCGCUGCCCGCCGGACCCAAAGUGGCGCCGAAAGCAGCCGAGGUGGAGGACGGGGACGAUCCACCAGUCAUGGCUGAGCUGCCUCCAAAACCCCUCCCUCAAACCAUGUUGCCAAGGAACAUGACGGCAGACGCCCUGAAGCCUCCGCUGGGUGCAGCCCAGGUGGCUCCACCCCCCAGACAGCUGGUGGAUGUGGACGUGUGCAGGGGUUACUUCGACGUGAUGGGACACUUUGACAGCACGUUCAACUGCUCCCAGGGCAGCUACAUCUACUGCUGCGGUACCUGCCACUACCGGUUCUGCUGCGAACACCAGAGGAAUCGGCUGGACCAGGAUGCCUGCAACAACUACAUCUCCCCUGAAUGGGCCGACCCACAGGUUCCAGUCACUGUGCCCACCGGAAACAAGCCCGACCCGGACUUCGAGACGCUUCAGCAGCAGAACAGCAGCACGGCCUAUGUAAUUGGAGGGGUGAUCUCCUUCACGCUGGUGGUGGCUGUGGGCGUCAGGAUCGCCUUCAGCAAGGUGGCACGUCGACCUCGAAACCGAGACAUCAACAUGCCCAGAUCACUGGUGGAUAUCUUGCGUCACCAGUCGAGUCCUGUGCAGCAGGGAGAGAGGAACAACACCACAGUGUUGACCACCACCACCUCAGACGGACGCACAUCUAAAAACGUCUACACCCCCAUUCUGCAGAUCAAAGACAACCGCACUGGGAACUUGCACCACCAUUUUAACCAGCAGGGGUCUGCUUCCAGCCCCAAACACUCUGCUACCAUCGAGCGUGGACCCCGUAUGAACAACACCCCCCAGCUCUCCUCCGGGCCCACCCUGAUUUCAAGCAGCAGCAAAGGCCCAGGAGGCGUCGGUGGCGGCAGCAUCAUCGGUGGGGGCAUGAGACACAACAGCAGCCACCCGUCCUUCUCCCACUCCUUCCACAACCUGGCACAGUUGCCGCCAUCCUACGAGGCGGCCAUGAAACCGGAGAUCAGCCGCUACAGCUCCCUGAAGAGGCUAGAGAAAGAACUGGACGAGUACUCGAGCUACUACAACUCCAAACGCCGCUCCAACAAUGCACCGCCCUCCUUCCACUCCUCGCAGCACCACCUGCCCUGGGGAGGCGAGUACACGCUGGGAUCCAGAGGCACGCUGCCCCUCCACGGCUCCCGGCCCCACAUCCACAUCCCGGCCUCCACCCCGAACCCGUACCCGCUGCCGGCCCAGUCGCAGUACACCAGCUCCUCCUUUGACAGGCCGCCGCGCCGCGUCCGUUCCCAGGAUCAGCUGCUGGCGUUCGGGGAGGGCAACACGCUGUCCCGGCUGUCCAAGAACCAGCAACACCAGUACUACAAAGCCAUGAUGAGCACCAGCAGGAGCUCCACAUCACAGACGCUCCGCAGGUCACAUGAGCGGCUCCUGGUCUCACCGGACCGCCUGGAGGACCGGCUGAUGGCGAUGGGUCUGCUGCUUGGAGGAGGGGAACGAGGAGGGGGAAGUGGGAUGGUUCCCACCAUGGGCCGGCUCAGCCACCACCAGAAGGCCCAGUCGCAGCAGAACAUCUGCGUCACGCCGUCCAUGGACCGCCACCACAUGAUCAAGAUGAAUUCCCACCCGACACCGGGCCACGACCACGACCGCAGCUCCGCAGCGAUGUCGGGGAUGGGCAUGCACAGCGGCUGGGACUCCCACAGCGGCCACGGCGGAGGGGGAGGGGGCACGUCCGGAGGCCAUCCCAACGCCCGACGGAUGGCUUUUGCCAGCAAGAGGCAGAACACCAUCGAACAGCUGCACUUCAUCCCCGGAGGAGGAGGAGGGCAGGGACUGCGGACUGGAAGUAAGAACGAAGUGACAGUGUGAGGGGAUGAGGGAGGAAGAGAGGUGAAGUUGUGAAGAAGCUGAAGACGGAAUGAAGAGGGUGAAGCAGCGAGAGGCGUUCAGUGGGAAGAGAAAGCGGAGGAAACGGCUACAAAUCGAUGGAAGAGGUUUGAUCCGAGCCGGCUGCCUCACAGGGCUGCACUCUGCCCUGAGCCUGAGCAGCAAACAUCCCCCGUUCACUAAACACAAAGUGGUGGAUGACAACAUUAAUCUCAUAGUGAGUAUAGCCAAUUGAUUCUCUCAUUGUCACUUUGUGGAUUGAAAAAAGAGAAAUUUCAGCCAUUCUUUGUCAAGGGAAGACACUUCGCCACAUAAAAAGAGCAAAAAAAAAAAAAAGAAAAAGAAAAAAAGAUGUAGUUUAAAGGCUGCUGGGUAUUCGCUGUGACUUUUAUUGAAGGAUAUCCGCUGAGUCAGAUUUGCUGAAUUGUCCUUGAGUUUUAUUGCACCGUCCUCUGAGUCCUCGAGUGCUCUGACAGAUUCAUCUGUCUUUGAAUCCGCUGUGGAUGAUGGAGAGCGCCGAGGCAGACGGGUUUGCUUGUCUUUGUAUUUAUAAAAGU